GAGCCAACCACCGCCGAAUGCCGCAUCUCCCGACAUCCGGCUCCCGCGAACUCAUCCCCCCUUUCCACGGUUUCCGUCGAUCGAAACCCUAACCCUAGGGUAUAGAGAGGAUGAGGCCCUCGGCGGCGGCGGGCGGCGGCGGCGGCGGCGGCGGGAGGCGGAAAGCGGCGGCGGCGGCGGCCGCGGCGAGCCGGGAGUGGCUGGUCGUGCCGGCGUCGGGGCAGGCGCGGGUGGAGGAGGCCGGGAAGCACGCGGUGAUGGCGCGGACGGGGCUGCCGGCGCGCGACCUGCGGGUGCUGGACCCGCUGCUGUCGUACCCUUCCACGAUCCUGGGUCGCGAGCGCGCCAUCGUCGUCAACCUGGAGCGCGUCAAGGCCGUGAUCACCGCCGCCGAGGUGCUGCUCCCGAACUCCAAGGACCCCGCCUUCGCGAGCUUUGUCUGCGACCUGCAGGCCCGCGUCCUCGCCUCGUCCUCCGACCAGGCUGCAGAAUUUACUGAUAUGGAAGGCGAAUCAUCUGCAGUUACUUCACCAUUUCCUGCUCUGACUUCAACCACACCAAAUGAAUUGGAGAUGACUAACAAGAAUUCCAAUGUGGUAGGCGGAAUGACUCACAGCAACAGUAUGCCCACAUUGACUGCUGCAAAAGAUGGAAAUACCAAAGUUUUACCCUUCGAAUUCCGAGCACUUGAAGUGUGCCUUGAGUCAGCCUGUAGAAGCCUAGAAGAGGAAACGUCGACUCUGGAGCAAGAGGCGUAUCCGGCACUUGAUGAGCUGACUUCAAAGAUAAGCACACUAAAUCUUGAGCGAGUUAGGCAAAUUAAGAGCCGCCUGGUUGCAAUCUCUGGUCGUGUGCAGAAGGUGAGGGAUGAACUUGAGCAUUUGUUGGAUGAUGAAAUGGACAUGGCUGAAAUGUAUUUGACAGAAAAGCUUACUCGACAAGAAAUAAGUGAGACUUCAUCUAGAGUUGAGGUUGAUGACCCAUCUCAACUGGAGGUGGAUAGGGAUGAAGAUUAUAGAAGUGAGGCAGAUGUAAGCAAUGGUACCUUUAUUGGCUAUAAGCCACACAUUGAAGAACUGGAGAUGCUUUUGGAGGCCUACUUUGUUCAAAUUGAUGGCACACUUAAUAAGCUAUCUCAUCUGAGAGAGUAUGUUGAUGAUACAGAAGAUUAUAUCAACAUCAUGUUGGAUGACAAGCAAAAUCAACUUCUACAGAUGGGGGUCAUGCUCUCCACUGCAACUGUUGUCAUUACUGCUGGAGUGGCCGUUGUUGGUCUUUUUGGGAUGAAUAUCGGUAUAUCGCUUUAUGCUGAUCCUACAAAUGAGGAGGAGAAACGAGCAUCAAACAUGAAAUUUUGGGAAACCACUUUGGGAACCAUUGCUGGCUGCACGGUUAUGUACAUAGUAGCCAUGGGUUGGGGGAAGAGAAGUGGACUGCUGCAAUAAUGAGGGUGCCACGAUGAAUCACACAAGUUGACGAUUGCUAGCCUGGUCAGACAAAGCUCUAUAAACAAGAAGACAACAUAGGGCUCGACUGUAUACCUCCUUGAACAUAUAUAACUGUUGCUCUGAUGGCUUGCAUGUGCAAGGAACAGAGAUGAAAAGGAAGCGAUCUUUUUAGCAACUCUGCGCGGCGAUGCAUGAUGUAACUGAGAGAUGUAUAACAAUGUAACUCGGUUUUUGAUAUUUCGGAUGGUUGCACGAUUGCUUGUCUGCAAGCCGUCGUACUAAUAGUUUGUGCUGUUGUCGUAUGUAUCUGUAAGCUUCUUGGAAGCUGUAAAUGAACUAUUACAUCAUAUUCAUAAGGAAGUACUAAGAGCAUGUCUUAUCUGAAGGGUUAGUAUGAGCUGUAAAUGAACAUGUUAUUCAUAGGGAAAUACUAAGAACUGUGAAUGAAACAUGUCUUAUGGUCA
Oryza sativa Japonica Group (Japanese rice) is the source of this 1912-nucleotide messenger RNA. Lineage: Eukaryota; Viridiplantae; Streptophyta; Magnoliopsida; Poales; Poaceae. The record is from RefSeq and is a predicted model, not a curated record.